AUGUCGGAGUUGCGAGCCGCGGGGCCCGGCUCCGGGACAGCGCCCGGCGGAGCGGCCGGCCCCAGCGCCUCCGGCCCGGGGAACCCCUGUGGGCCCGGCCCGACGACUCCGCUGCCCUCGCCCGGGCCCGGCGGCGGCGGCAGUGCCGCCAGAGGAGAAGGAGGCACGUUGGGCCCUGGGGGACCGGCCCCCGGGGGGGUGACAGGCGCUUCAGGGGGGAGCUCCUCUUCCGCUUCCGUGUCGACCGGCUCCGCUUCCGGGUCAGCCCGCGAGGGCUGGCUUUUCAAAUGGACCAAUUACAUCAAAGGGUAUCAGCGGCGCUGGUUCGUGCUGAGCAACGGGCUCCUGAGCUACUACAGAUCCAAGGCAGAGAUGCGGCACACCUGCCGUGGUACCAUCAACCUGGCCACUGCCAAUAUCACUGUAGAGGACUCCUGCAAUUUUAUCAUUUCCAAUGGAGGGGCACAGACCUACCAUUUGAAAGCCAGCUCAGAAGUUGAGAGGCAGCGCUGGGUCACAGCCCUGGAGCUGGCCAAGGCCAAAGCAGUGAAGAUGCUGGCAGAGUCAGAUGAGUCAGGCGACGAAGAAUCAGUUUCUCAGACAGACAAGACCGAACUACAGAACACCCUGCGCACUCUCUCCAGUAAGGUGGAGGACCUCAGCACUUGUAAUGACCUGAUCGCCAAGCACGGAACAGCAUUGCAGCGUUCUCUCAGUGAACUGGAGACCCUCAAGCUGCCUGCCGAGAGCAAUGAGAAGAUCAAGCAGGUCAACGAGCGGGCCACACUCUUCCGCAUCACCUCCAAUGCCAUGAUCAAUGCUUGCCGGGACUUCCUGAUGCUGGCCCAGACACACAGCAAGAAGUGGCAGAAAUCUCUUCAGUAUGAACGUGAUCAGCGCAUCCGUUUGGAGGAGACGUUGGAGCAGCUGGCCAAGCAGCACAACCACCUAGAAAGGGCCUUCCGUGGAGCCACGGUUCUACCAGCCAAUGCCUCUGGCAGCAUGGAUUCCACUAAAGGUAGGAGAUGUUUCUCGUCUAAGGGGGAUCUGAGUGAUGAAGAUGAUGAGAAUGAGUUCUUUGAUGCUCCUGAGAACAUCACAAUGCCUGAAAACAUGGGCCACAAACGAACUGGCAGCAACAUCAGUGGUGCUAGCAGUGACAUCAGUCUCGAUGAGCAGUAUAAACACCAGCUGGAGGACACCAGGAAGGAGAAGAGAACCCGAAUCCCCUACAAACCAAAUUAUAGCCUCAACUUGUGGAGCAUCAUGAAGAACUGCAUUGGCAAGGAACUCUCCAAGAUCCCCAUGCCAGUUAACUUCAAUGAGCCCUUGUCCAUGCUGCAGCGCCUAACAGAGGACCUGGAAUACCAUGAGCUGUUGGACCGGGCAGCCAAGUGUGAGAGCUCCCUGGAGCAACUCUGUUAUGUGGCUGCUUUUACUGUAUCAUCUUACUCCACCACCGUCUUCCGUACUAGCAAGCCAUUCAACCCCCUCUUAGGGGAGACCUUUGAGCUAGACCGGCUGGAGGAGAAUGGCUACCGUUCCCUCUGUGAGCAGGUGAGCCACCACCCCCCAGCUGCUGCCCAUCAUGCUGAAUCAAAGCAUGGCUGGACCCUUCGUCAGGAAAUUAAAAUCACCAGCAAGUUCCGUGGCAAAUAUCUCUCCAUUAUGCCACUGGGUACCAUCCACUGUAUCUUCCAUGCAACUGGCAAUCACUACACAUGGAAAAAGGUCACCACCACAGUACACAACAUCAUCGUGGGCAAAUUAUGGAUAGACCAGUCUGGCGAGAUCGAGAUUCUGAAUCACAAGACCAAUGAAAAGUGUAUUCUCAAGUUUGUUCCUUAUAGCUACUUCUCAAGAGAUGUGGCCAGAAAGGUCACUGGAGAGGUACUAGAUUCCUUGGGGAAAGUGCACUUUGUGUUACUAGGCACUUGGGAUGAGAAGAUGGACUGUUUCAGGGUGUCAACAACUAGCAUGGAGAAUGGUAGUGAAAGCCGGCAGCGAGCACAUGAAGCAGAGGACAGCAGGGUCAUGCUGUGGAAGAGGAACCCACUCCCGAAGAAUGCUGAGAACAUGUACUAUUUCUCAGAGCUGGCUUUGACGCUCAAUGCUCUGGAAAGUGGUACUGCUCCCACGGACAGCAGGCUUCGGCCUGACCAGCGACUCAUGGAGAAUGGGCGCUGGGAUGAGGCCAAUGCAGAGAAGCAACGCCUCGAGGAGAAGCAGCGUAUCUCCCGCAAAAGACGUGAAGCCGAGGCAGUGAAGGCCACAGAGGAUGGAACUCCUUAUGACCCUUAUAAGGCAAUGUGGUUUGAGCGGAAGAAAGACCCAGACACCAAGGAGGUGGCCCACGUAUACAGGGGGGGCUACUGGGAGAGCAAAGAGAUGCAGGACUGGAGUAUGUGCCCUGAUAUCUUCUGAGCUGGAAGCAGCUGGACUUUUGAGAAGAGGAGGAAAAAUGGGUAGCAGAAGAAUGGAAGGGAGCAGCUGAUCAUGUGACUUCCUGCCUAGUGCUUUCCUCACCAAAUCUGUCUGUCUUAACCAAUCACUUGUUUUGAAUCAAUCACCCAAAGCAGAAUCCAGCAGUGGUGAUUGGCUGGGUUGCCUUAGCUGAUUGAAGCUGAUGUCUGGAUCCCUGGAUGGCUAGGGACAUAUCUGAGUAGAGGACUGCAUACUCAGUUUCCCCUUUCCUGUGCUCACAACCCUACACGUUUGGGGAGGAAGAGGGGAACAACAUGGUGCUGUAUACAGUUUGCCCCUCUUUUCUACCUUCAGAUAGAGAUGGUUCAAUAGCAUGUAGUCAAGACCAUGAAUGUAUGCUCCAAGGAGAUUGUU
Messenger RNA from Euleptes europaea (tarantolino), 2838 nucleotides. RefSeq names its product oxysterol binding protein (gene OSBP). Gene Ontology annotation, cellular component: intracellular membrane-bounded organelle; cytosol; membrane. The transcript has 14 exons. Bases 1 to 2424 code for a protein of 807 amino acids. Lineage: Eukaryota; Metazoa; Chordata; Lepidosauria; Squamata; Sphaerodactylidae. Gene Ontology annotation, molecular function: sterol binding. The record is from RefSeq and is a predicted model, not a curated record.